Messenger RNA from Schistosoma spindalis, 1629 nucleotides. The record is from the annotation of a GenBank genome assembly. Lineage: Eukaryota; Metazoa; Platyhelminthes; Trematoda; Strigeidida; Schistosomatidae.
ACAGUGAGACCUUAAAGAAUUUUAAGGGCACGUAAUGCCACCCUCUGAUAUACAUAAUAAAUAUCGAGAAGUUAAAGAAAACUUUGAAAGUUAUUUUAAUACAUUCGUCAGCCUGUUACGUCAUGACCAUCCAAAAAGUCUUCAAUUGGCGGAACAACAUUUCCAAAAUGUGACGUCGUAUAAUUUAUCUAGUGGCAAAAGAAUUCGAGGAGUGUUAGUUGUCCUUUCGUAUAUGGUGUUCAGCAAUAAAAAUGAAAACUCAAAGAAGAACUUGUCGUGUGCAUAUGUUAUUGGUUGGUUUGUCGAAUUGUUACACGCAGGAUUCCUUGUUUUAGAUGAUAUAAUUGACAACUCUACACUUAGACGAGGCCAACCGUGUUGGCAUUGUACUCAGAUAGAUUCAAACCGUGGGUUAAUUGGAAUUAAUGAUGGUUUACAUCUGAUUUUAUCAUCGAAAUACUUGAUCCACUCUUUAUUUGCUGAAAAUCGAAGUGAUGUUGAAUCAUAUUCAUGGAAAGACAAAAAUAACGUAUAUCUCAAAUUAUGCAAAUUGUUUGAUGAAAUUAGUUACAAAACGUGUUCUGGUCAGUGUUUGGAUAUACUAUCAUCAAAUCCUAAUAAUCAAUGUAUUUUGAACGGAAAACAGAAUAAUUUGGAGUUUGAUAGUUUUACUCGAAACUACUCACCAGAUGUCUUUGAAGCUAUAACACACUGGAAGACGGGUUUUUAUACUUUUUAUCUACCUGUAGCGUGUGGAAUGAUUUUGGCUGAAGUUGAUGAUACAGAUGAUAUUUUCAAAAAUGUUCAAUACAUCCUCCUUAAAUUGGGUAACUACUUUCAAGCCCAGGAUGACUAUUUAGAUUGUUUUGGUGACAGUGAAAUUACUGGAAAAGUUGGAACUGAUAUAGCAGAAGGCAAAUGUACAUGGCUAAUUGUUGAAGCGUUAAAAUACCUUUCACCUGAACAAUAUGAAAUACUUAAAACAAAUUAUGGCAAACCCGAUCUUAAAUCGCAACAGACUGUUCGCAAUCUCUAUGGUGCGAUCAAAUUACCAGAGAAGUAUCAUUUGUACGAAAAACAAACUAAAUCAGAGAUUAUGAAUAACAUUCAGAAGUUUAUGUACCUUGAUCACUUUUCUUUUGAUCCUAGGGAUUUAUUUACUUUUCUUGUAGAAUUACUUUUUCAACGUGCUUCCUAAAGUGCUAUGAAAAUAUUUCAUUUUAUUUCCCAUACUGUUCCGUCACUUUUUUUACUUACGUCUUUUCUAUUUCUUCUUAGUUCUACAAUUCAGUUUUUACUUGUAUCGUUAUGACGAUGUAAGAAUAACACUUUCACUAAUGUUAUUUAAAGAAUUCCCCUUUCAUAAAUAUGGGGCAUUCAAGUCUUCGUCAAUGUAAUUUUGUCUAAAAUAUUGGUUUGCUUUCUUAAAAUACUGACCUUAACAGCUUAUUAUUACUGUCUCCAUAUCGUUGACUUAGUGAUACCAAUUUCUGUCAACUGGGGAACAUGAUUUUAGUUUUAUGGUAAUUCUAAUGAAGUACACAGCCUUCUACUAGGUUUUAUCUGAGAUGGAUAUUAUGCUAACAAAGACGAUAUUUAUUGUUUACGAAUAAUUAUUUUUAGUAAAAA